This is a messenger RNA of Rhineura floridana, 4335 nucleotides long. It is a transcript of the gene CAMK2D, whose product is annotated as calcium/calmodulin dependent protein kinase II delta. NCBI's taxonomy places the organism in Eukaryota, Metazoa, Chordata, Lepidosauria, Squamata, Rhineuridae. Gene Ontology annotation, biological process: protein phosphorylation. The coding region runs from base 722 to 2296 and encodes 524 amino acids. The record is from RefSeq and is a predicted model, not a curated record. Gene Ontology annotation, cellular component: neuron projection; cytoplasm. Gene Ontology annotation, molecular function: calcium/calmodulin-dependent protein kinase activity; calmodulin binding; ATP binding. The transcript has 21 exons.
CAACUGUCGCUAGAGGGAGGUGUGGUACAGAGCGACGAGAGUAGGCAGCCUGCGGGGGAGCCGCCGAGGCGACGGCGGCCGGAGAAAGAGCGAGCAGGAAGGAGAAGCCGCAGCUGCAGCCGCUUCUCCAGCUCGCGGUUUCCCUGCGUGGUUGGAUCUAGCGCAGACCCCUUCCGAGGCACUUCCAUCAACGCAGCUGCCGUGGGAGGGUUGACUUGUAUGAAGGGCAGGGAGGGCACACGAGGCUGCCUGGUAAGAGACGAGUCAGCCGUCCUGCCUCCUGGUUUUUUUCUCCUUGUUCCCUCCACCUCCUCAAAUAUAUUUGAUUAUUAAAUCUGUCGAGGCUGCUGCCGCCGCCCCCACCCCUUCUACUUGCUCUGUUUCUCCCGUCUGCUGGUUUCGUGGUAUCCCUUUUGAAUGGCACCUUUUCUAUAGGCAGCUCACUCGGGCUUUUGAAAAGGAGAGAAGGUGGACAAGAAGGAAGGUCGAAGCAGCAGCAGCACCGCGCCUCGGCGUUCCCACCAGCUCCAAAUCCUCAUAAACAAACAAGGCAGCCGGGAAGUCAGAAGAAGCUGCUGCCAAGAAGGAGCCUGACGGAGAGACUCGCCCGGAGGAGGAGGUGCGCGUUUGCCCUCCCAUCUCUCGCCCUGUCCGCCCCCCUGCUGAACCUACCUUUCCUCCUUCCCUUCCUCGGAGGCGCCAGCAGGAGCAAGCCGUGCUGAUGAUGGCUUCAACCACAACCUGCACCAGGUUCACCGACGAAUAUCAGCUCUUCGAGGAGCUGGGCAAAGGGGCUUUUUCUGUGGUGAGAAGAUGUAUGAAAAUCACUACAGGACAAGAAUAUGCUGCCAAAAUUAUCAACACUAAGAAGCUAUCAGCAAGGGAUCACCAGAAAUUGGAAAGAGAAGCUAGAAUCUGUCGCCUUUUGAAGCACGCUAAUAUUGUGCGACUUCAUGACAGCAUAUCAGAAGAAGGAUUUCAUUACUUAGUGUUUGAUUUAGUCACUGGAGGUGAACUGUUUGAGGAUAUUGUUGCAAGAGAAUAUUACAGUGAAGCAGAUGCAAGUCAUUGUAUACAGCAGAUUCUAGAAAGUGUUAAUCAUUGUCACCUAAAUGGCAUAGUUCACAGAGACCUGAAGCCUGAGAACUUACUUCUAGCUAGCAAGUCAAAGGGAGCAGCUGUAAAACUUGCAGAUUUUGGAUUGGCUAUUGAAGUGCAAAGUGAACAACAAGCUUGGUUUGGUUUUGCUGGUACACCAGGAUAUCUUUCCCCAGAGGUGCUACGAAAAGAUCCCUAUGGAAAGCCUGUAGACAUGUGGGCAUGUGGUGUUAUCCUGUACAUUCUCUUGGUGGGAUACCCUCCUUUUUGGGAUGAAGAUCAACACAGACUCUACCAACAGAUCAAGGCUGGUGCUUAUGAUUUUCCUUCACCAGAAUGGGACACGGUGACUCCAGAGGCCAAAGACCUCAUCAACAAAAUGCUCACAAUCAAUCCUGCCAAACGUAUCAUUGCAUCAGAGGCUCUCAAACACCCCUGGAUCUGUCAACGUUCCACUGUUGCUUCUAUGAUGCACAGGCAGGAGACUGUAGACUGCCUGAAGAAAUUCAAUGCAAGAAGGAAACUUAAGGGUGCCAUUUUGACAACUAUGCUGGCUACAAGAAAUUUCUCAGCAGCCAAGAGUUUACUGAAGAAACCUGAUGGAGUGAAGAAAAGGAAGUCAAGUUCGAGUGUUCAGAUGAUGAUAAACAACAAAACCAACGUGGUAACCAGCCCCAAAGAAAAUAUUCCUACCCCAGCGCUGGAGCCCCAAACUACCGUAAUCCACAACCCAGAUGGAAAUAAGGAAUCAACAGAGAGUACCAACACUACCAUUGAAGAUGAGGAUGUGAAAGCUCGUAAGCAGGAGAUUAUCAAAGUUACUGAGCAGCUGAUUGAAGCUAUCAAUAAUGGGGAUUUCGAAGCCUACACGAAGAUCUGUGAUCCAGGCCUUACCUCAUUUGAACCUGAAGCUUUGGGAAAUCUUGUAGAGGGAAUGGACUUCCACCGGUUUUAUUUUGAGAAUGCUUUGUCUAAAAGCAGCAAGCCAGUCCACACCAUUAUUCUGAAUCCUCAUGUCCACCUUGUUGGGGAUGAUGCUGCCUGCAUUGCCUACAUACGGCUGACUCAGUACAUGGAUGGAAGUGGAAUGCCAAAGACUAUGCAGUCAGAAGAGACGCGGGUCUGGCACCGCCGUGAUGGAAAAUGGCAGAAUGUUCACUUUCACCGUUCAGGAUCACCAACAGUACCUAUCAACUAAAUGUCAGUGGUGCCACAUUGUGUCCUCCGCACUCUGCACUUGGUUGGCAACCAACUUGGCCACUCCAUUGCCCUCUUCAUGCAUGUUCUUUGAGUGCAUGAAGCUGUGAAGUUUCUACAUGUGAUAACAUUUACGAUGCAUCAUUUUGUUGUAUAUUCCACUGAUACCUUUUGUUUGCACUUCAUUGAAGGGGAUGGAUAUUCCAUGCAAAUGGAAAAUGGAAAAACAAGACAGGACAGGGAACUGAAAUGUGAGAGUAUAUAUAAAGUAUACUUCUCAUGCCAAAAUAUGAGUAACAUCUUCAUGUGCCGCCUACAGAAAUGAAGGUUAAAAACAACAACACUUAACCUUAUUUUAAUUUUUGCAAUUUUUGUUUCCUGGCUCAUUCGUUCUUAAAAUCUAUUGUGUGUUACUUUGGUCAUAGUAGAAAUAAGGAAAUUCCUACUAACAACAACAUUGUUACUGUAGGACACAUGGCUAGAAAUCCUGGCUUUAGACCAAAGCAUUUCUGUAGGCUUGGGUCAUGGGGAGUCAUCUUUGCUAUGAGUCACUGUAUGUAAACUGGAAAUAAAAUGGCAUAAUUUCCUGACUUGACCUCACCAGAAGUUUCUGUCACUGUUCUCGUCUGGUCAACAAGACUUUUUUUAAAAUAAUUAUUUCUUUAGCUUUGUAGUUCUAACUGCAGGGAAGAAAAAAUAUUUUGAAGUAAUACUUCUUCAAAGCAGUGAAUAGAUAGAUACGAGAUGGGUUUUGGUGAUUAAAAGGGUAAACUGAAAAUUUUUUUAAUCGUUUUAUGGGUGUACAGUACAUUUAUUAAAGCAAGUUGUAGAGGAUUUUUUAAACUGAUGCUCUAGUCAAGAUGCUCUAGGACAAUUAGGCCUUAAAAGCUUAGUAUCAGGAGUUUACUUGUCUUAAUUUUCUUUGUAGCAAUUUGUUAUUUGGAAAAAAACUAACAGGAAAACAUCUGUUUUCUAAUAAUACUGUCAUACUUUUGCCAUAAUUUAUCCAUUUUCUCAUGGCUUAUCAACGUCCUUGAACAGUGUGUAAUAAAAUAAUUAUUGCAGCUUUAUUAACUUGCCCCUCUUGCUACAUAUAUACAUGCAAAGUGAGCAGGAAAUAAAUUCAGUGUCCGUUUAGAAGAGAUUGCUCAAUUGCUCAUUGAUUGAUUCUGUUGUGUAAAUGUGAAAUUUAUAUGUUUUCCCUUUUAAAUAUUUUUGUUCUCUCUUUGGUUAACUGUGGGGCUACCAAUUUUCUGUAAUACUGUAUAGUGCAUGAUACUUUGAUCAGUGUUCUUUUUAGUAAUUGUAAUUUACAACUUGCAGCAGGUUGAAAUUUUUAAGGAGACAGAAAUGGUCCCAAUUUGUAUAUCGUUCACCUUUCUGCAUUGUUGGCUGGUGGCUCCAUGUCAGUGGGGCAGUGGAAUCCACCCUGGGCCACCAGCCACCACUGCCUCUCUGUAUUGAUCAGUAAUCAAAAGUGGAUCUGACCUUAUUCCUUACACCUUGAUGUUGUUCCUGGUAAACAUAUACGUUAGAGAAAUUUAAUCUUCUCUGUUGAUUAUUAUUAUACAACCCACAGAAAUGUUUAUAACAAGUAAGCAUCUACAGUUAAUGUCUUGAGCCAUAUUAACCAGCCAAUGGGAUCUGUGCAAAGGCAGUGGCCUCAUGCAUUAUUUUUUUUUAAAUUAAUCAAUUCCUUCUUUUGUGAAGCAGCUUUAGGUGGUAUAAGUGUAUUUACAUUUAACAAAAUUAGGUGUAGCAACUUCUUUUUUUUUCUUUCAUUUUUUUUUACACUUUUUAACCAUAGCAUGUGGUGUUGCCAUAUUACUUCGGGUCAAGUCUGUCUUCCACACUGAGAUGUGAGAAAAAUCAUGUGAGUUAGUUCUCUGCACUCCAACUGAAUUAUACACCUAAUCCUUUGUCAUUUUCAAAACACUGCAUUUUACCAUGGGAUACCGUGUAUAUAUAUAUAUUUCUUGCCAUAAUGGUAAAGAACUGACUGAUAUAUUUAAGAAUUAAUAAAUUUGUGAUUUCUGCUGA